AUGCCUACUCGAACAAGACCAAUCGAGAAAUUUGCACAGGCAGUUGCCAAAUGUUCUACAGAGGCAUCCGUAUACGGCAAAUGCAUCGUAGCAGAUUACAAUUCCGUGCAUAAAGAUAAAUGCCUGACUGAAUUUAUGAGACUGAAAGAUUGUUAUUUGGUUGCUGCGAAGAAGAAGUAG
Sclerotinia sclerotiorum 1980 UF-70 is the source of this 180-nucleotide messenger RNA. RefSeq lists its product with no specific name. The transcript has 3 exons. The record is from RefSeq and is a predicted model, not a curated record. Gene Ontology annotation, cellular component: mitochondrion. Gene Ontology annotation, biological process: mitochondrial respiratory chain complex I assembly. Bases 1 to 180 code for a protein of 59 amino acids. Lineage: Eukaryota; Fungi; Ascomycota; Leotiomycetes; Helotiales; Sclerotiniaceae.